Brassica rapa (field mustard) is the source of this 2896-nucleotide messenger RNA. RefSeq names its product RNA-binding protein BRN2. The record is from RefSeq and is a predicted model, not a curated record. Gene Ontology annotation, molecular function: RNA binding. Gene Ontology annotation, cellular component: ribonucleoprotein complex. NCBI's taxonomy places the organism in Eukaryota, Viridiplantae, Streptophyta, Magnoliopsida, Brassicales, Brassicaceae.
GAACCAAAGAAACGAGCAAUGUGACGAUCACAUAAGAUAACAUCCAUCAGCACUUAGUCAUCUAUCAAAAGACAUAUGACAGCAACUUAUAAUUUGACUUUAGACUUUUGACUCUUGAGGAUAUAAUAAAGCUACUUCUACUCUGUUUUUUUCAAUCGUAUAGAUUCAGUUGAGACUUGAGAAGUUAAGAUUAGCUACUAGCAUCCUGCCGUGUAUCGGUGUAUGCAAAGAAACGAAUACGACCUCGUUCGUAUGAUACAGAAUAAAUGUUUUAGAGAAAAGUAACAAAAAGGACAGAGACUUGUAUGUCGAUUGAUUUAACAUUAUUAUUCUUUAAAAGCACGUUAUUGAGAUCGGAUAUACAUUGAUCUAACGGCUAUAGUAUAUUUUGUAUUAUAAUGAAUUAUUUAUUGAUAUGUCAGGCAAAGUCAUUUUGCAAGUCUUGAUAGUUUUUUGGUGAUCUUAUUGACGUCUUCAUACAUAGUAUAAAUCAUUAUCAUCUACUUACAUUAAUCACAGUGGAGUUUAUUUUAGUGCUAAUUAAAUUGAGCGACAAUGGAUAGUUUUUUGGUUUCUUCUUAAUUACUCUAUGGAGUACUUCUUAAUGACUAGUUCAAACAAAACCCAUUUAAAAAGCAUACUACCAAAACUCAGCUGCAACUGUAAGUGUUUAGUAAGACUAAUUACGUCUUGAAAACGCUAUUAGCAAGGACUAAUUCGCACACAUGCACAUACACGGAAAACAUGUGGGGUCAAAACGUAAAGUUGAGUAAAGUCAGUAGUCUUUUUGCGAAAUUCAAUGUAAUCUAAGAGCUUAUAAUCAAAAUCAAGUUGAUUUUGCCGUUGUAGACUUGGCGAAUUGGAGGACAGUCUGUCAUCUUUUAUGUUAAUAAAAUUGCCAGCUUAUUCACGCACUCCAUGGCUCCAAUGCUAAAAUAGUUAUUUAAUAAAAUAGUAACAGAAUAUAUUGACAAGAAAAUAAUAACAGAAUAUAAAAACGCGGGUAAAAGGAAGGAUAGUUACGUAAAUUAGCAUUACAAGACCUUAAUUCAGACAAAACAAUCCAAAGUGUUCCCUCGCAUCCUACAGGCUUGCCUUCCUCUUUGUACAGCUGUUUUAAUGGCAAUCUCGUAAUUUGUUAACACCAAACGAGUCCAGAUUUAGUCAAUAUUUAAUCUAACCCAGCUUUGCCAUCCAGAAACUCCUCACUUUUUAUUUCGAAAAGAGUAAAUAAAUAUUGAGGAAGAAAGCUGUAGAGAGAAGAAGAAGAAGUCAAUAGAGAGAGAGAAAGAGACGACAAAUGGCGGAGGAGAAUGAAGAGAGGGUGAAGCUGUUCGUAGGACAAGUUCCGAAGCACAUGACGGAGGAUCAGCUCCUCGCAUUGUUCCAGGACUUCUCCAUCGUCCACGAAGUCAACAUCAUUAAGGACAAGAUAACGCGAGCUUCCCGAGGUUGUUGUUUUCUGAUAUGUUCUUCAAGAGAAGAAGCAGACAAGGUGGUCAAUGGUUGUCAUAACAAGAAGACUUUACCUGGGGCGUCUAGUCCGUUGCAAGUUAAGUAUGCAGAUGGCGAGGUUGAAAGACUAGAGCACAAACUUUUCGUCGGUAUGCUUCCAAAGAAUGUCACUGAAGCUGAAGUCUUAUCCUUAUUCUCCAAAUACGGAACCAUAAAGGAUGUGCAGAUUCUAAGAGGGUCUCUACAAACUAGCAGAGGCUGUGUUUUUCUGAAGUAUGAGUCAAGAGAACAAGCGCUCGCUGCUAUGGAGGCUAUUAACGGAAAACAUAUAAUGGAGGGAUCGAAUGUUCCUUUGGUUGUCAAAUGGGCAGACACAGAAAGGGAAAGACAAGCCCGAAGACUUCAGAAAGCUCAAUCUCAUGCCUCCAGGCUCGCUAACUCUGAUCCACAAAACCCUUCUCUGUUUGGAGCCUUGCCCAUGAGUUAUGUUCCUCCUUAUAACGGAUAUGGCUAUCAUGGACCUGGAACUUAUGGGUACAUGCUACAACCUGCAUUCCACAAUGUGAUUUCACCAAACCAUGGCGCCAAUAAUGCAUUGCAUGGAGCCGCUUUGACCGAGUCUGUUCCACCGCGUUUAGCCGCCCGUAGAAACUUCCCUAUGCCUCUUGGAAACUACAGCUAUCAUGGUCUUCAGUAUCCAAUGGCGUUUCCGAGAGGGAUGAUCAGUCCUCGCCUUCCCCUAACCACUGUUUCACAUGGCAUUUCAAAUAAUGGCACAUCGUCACCUUCUUCCCUUCAAACUGAAGGACCGGCAGGUGCAAAUCUAUUUAUCUACAACAUACCUCGGGAAUUUGGAGAUCAAGAACUUGCGGUUGCAUUUCAACCGUUUGGUAAGGUUGUAAGCGCCAAGGUUUUUGUAGACAAGGCCACUGGUGUAAGCAAAUGUUUUGGAUUCAUUAGUUAUGACUCACAAGAAGCUGCCCAAAACGCUAUUAACACAAUGAACGGUCACCAAUUAAGCGGCAAGAAGUUAAAAGUUCAGGUUAAGAGAGAAAACGGCCAACAACAACAGAGUAGCAAACCCGUAAACAGCUGAAGGAUCAUCAUCCGCGGGCUGGAGUGGCGGUUAACAGCAAACCGGUUUAGACAUUAAAAAUUUGGAUGGAUGUUGGAUGAGGUUAAACUGGAGUACAAAAGUUGCUGGCCGUUAUUAACAUUUGCCAAUAUAAAAAAAAAGCCAAGUCUCAUGUGGGUCAUGAACUCUCAACCACUCAAAAAGGCUGUAGCUUGCUGCAAAAGGUUCUCUUCCACUCACUUUUUCAUUUUCCUUAAAAUCGCAAUACUACAAUUUGUAAUUUUAUGUUUCAUUGAAAAGUUCAUCUAUAAAUCUCAUGAUUUAUUAAUCAUUAAUACAUUCAAUGGUUUAUCGUGAUCAUUUUUU